Saprolegnia diclina VS20 is the source of this 1617-nucleotide messenger RNA. RefSeq lists its product as hypothetical. Gene Ontology annotation, molecular function: amino acid transmembrane transporter activity. The coding region runs from base 9 to 1022 and encodes 337 amino acids. The transcript is spliced from 7 exons. Gene Ontology annotation, cellular component: vacuolar membrane. NCBI's taxonomy places the organism in Eukaryota, Oomycota, Saprolegniomycetes, Saprolegniales, Saprolegniaceae. The record is from RefSeq and is a predicted model, not a curated record. Gene Ontology annotation, biological process: amino acid transmembrane transport.
CAUCGUUCAUGCCAACCAAGCAGCGACCGUUGUCCGCAGGCGGCAGUCGCCCUAGCAGCACGCGCAGCCACGGCUCGCCGCGCGAGCGCCGCCUCUCGUCCGUCGCUUAUGCGUCGGCGUGGCCCACGACGUUUCACGAAGGUGUCACCGUCCGCGCAUACUCGCCCGACUUUCGCGCACUCCUUCGCCGAUCGCCGCAGCUUCCCAAUGAAUCGUCGCCGCUGCUCCUUACGCCACGGGACGUUGGCGACUGCAGUAGCUUUUGGGGUGCGACGCUCAACGUCAUCAACGUGCUCAUGGGCGUCGGCGUGCUCUCGCUACCCUACUCGAUGCGCGUCGCGGGGCUCACGCUCGGCCUUGGUCUUUUACUUGGCAUGGGCAUUAUUGCCAAUCUGACGGGCCACCUCCUCGGCGCGUGCUUGGCGUCGGACGCACGCCUUCGUUCGUACCCGGACAUUGUCAACGCUGCGUUUGGUCUAUGGGGCCGUCGCGUCGUGUCGAUGAUCUGCUUUGUCGAGCUCUUCAUUGCGUGCACCAUGUUUCUCAUUCUCGUCACCGACAGCCUGCACAUGCUCUUUCCGGCCAUGGCGCCGUCGGCGCUCUUGGUGAUCGUCUGUGCAUGCAUUUUGCCGUCGACGUGGCUGCUCAACUUGGCCGUCCUCUCGACCGCAAGCCUCCUCGGCGUGCUCUCGUCGCUUGCGCUCCUCCUCCUUCUGCUCAACGUCGGCCUCACGACGCCUCCUGGCGAGCUCGGCAGUAUCUACCGCGACGCGCCAACGCGCUGGGUUGCCGACGACGACGCGUGGGCGCUGAGCAUUGGGCUCACCCUCGUCGGGUUUGCUGGCCACGCCGUCUUUCCGUCCAUUUACUCGACGAUGGACGACCCAGCGCAGUACAGCAGCGUUCUCAACGUCGCGUACACUGUGAUUGGCGCCGUCUACGCAGCUGUCGCCGUUGCGGGCUACGUCAUGUACGGCGAUGCCACCGAGAAAGAGGUUGAGCGCUCUGUGUCACUGACAUAAGUCUCGAAGACGACCGUAGAUUACGCUGAGUCUCUUGACGCACAACCCGGGCGGCGCGGCGAACGCCGUCAUGUGGAUGAUCGCGCUGAACCCGUGCACCAAGUUUGCCAUCGUACUGCACCCUAUCGCACUCUCGCUCGAAGAGCUUCUCGCGCCGUUAACGCACGCGGUGUCGCCACGAACGCGGUAUCUCCAGCGCUGCAGUGUUCGCACGGCGUUGGCGCUCUGCAUCGCCAUUACCGCGCUCCUGGUCCCCAACUUUGUCCAGAUGACGUCGCUUCUAGGGGCGGUGUUUGCGAUGGCCGUCGUCGUCGUCAUUCCGUGCGCUUGCUACCUCAAGCUCUUUUACAGCAUGCUGCACUGGAGCUCGGUGCUGGGUCUUCUGAGCCUCGUCGCGAUCAGCUGUGCACUCGGAUUCGUCGGCGCCUUGGCCGCUGGACGGCACCCGUCGACGAGCUAAGCGAACCUUCCGCUACCUCGACUACGGUGUUGACAGCGCCAAAGACAAACCCAUUUUCUGGCCUCUGGCUGGAGCCAACCAAAGAGCGAAGCUGUUCCCUUCUCAUAAGCGCAUCUAGUAGUUGAUAUCUGGAGG